UUCACAUUAUAUUAUCACGAUAUGCCUACAAUUACCCUUUAAACCAAACCAUUUCUAGACCCACAAUCAGAAAUACCAAGUCAUUUGAGCUCUCAGUUCAUAGCAAACUCAUCACUUCCCACAAAACGAAAUUGUAUAAUCAUGUUGAUGAUAAACACUUCUGACAUGGGAUUGAUGGUGCACAUAAUCAGCUUGAUGUGUGUGCUGAUCAGUGUUCAGUUUUUGGCAACUUCUGCUUCUUUGAAGACUUAUAUUAUUCACGUUGAGUCACCUAAUCAAUUUGAUGGCAGUACACAGUUUUCCACCACAAGCUCUGUUUCCAAUGAAGAUCUUGACAGUUGGUAUCUGUCAUUCAUGCCGAAAAGGCCAAUAAUGGAGGCCAGCUCAAGCAGUACUAAAGAAGCACCUCGUUUGAUUUAUUCCUAUCAUAACAUUCUCACAGGUUUUGCAGCUAAGUUAUCAGCAGAGGAUGUGAAAUCCAUGGAGAAAAAGGCAGGCUUCAUAUCUGCAACACCUCAAAAAAUACUACCUCUUCAUACAACCCAUACUCCUAAUUUCUUGGGGUUGUACCAGAAUACGGGAUUCUGGAAAGAUUCAAAUUUUGGCAAAGGUGUGAUCAUUGGAAUGUUGGAUACCGGGAUUAUGCCGGACCAUCCUUCAUUUAGUGAUGAUGGAAUGCCUCCUCCACCUGCUAAAUGGAAGGGAAAAUGUGAAUUUGAUACCUCAGUGUGCAACAACAAGUUGAUAGGGGCAAGAUUUUUUCAAGUCACAGACGGCGAAACUGGAGAUGGUGCGCCGAUCGAUACUAACGGCCACGGCACUCAUACAGCGAGCACUGCUGCUGGAAACUAUGUUGCAGGCGCAAAUGUGUUCGAUAAUGCUAACGGCACGGCUGUCGGCGUUGCUCCUCUGGCUCACUUGGCAAUUUACAGAGUGUGUGGCGGUUAUGGCUGUUCCGAAAGCGCAAUAUUGGCGGCCAUGGAUGUUGCUAUUGAUGAUGGCGUUGACAUUCUUUCACUUUCACUUGGUGGGAGGUCAAAAGCAUUUUCUGUUGAUAGCAUCGCAAUUGGCGCAUUUCGGGCAAUGGAAAGAGGCAUUUUGGUGAGUUGCUCUGCAGGAAACAGGGGUCCAAUGGAUGGUUCAACAACAAAUGAGGCACCAUGGAUUCUCACUGUUGGUGCAAGCACUAUCGACAGGAAAAUCGGGUCGACUGCUGUAUUAGGCAACAACGUACAACUCGAUGGCGAAUCCCUUUAUCAACCUAAGGAUUUUCCAUCAAUACAAUAUCCGAUUUAUUUCCCUGGAGUGAACCAGGACGAAUCUGAUGUGGAUCGAUUUUGCUCCGAGUUUUCAACAAAUGUUACUGAAGUUAAGGGCAAAAUAGUGGUGUGCGAAGUUGGUGUCAUAAGAAACACAGAGAAAGGAAGCAAUGUUAAAGCUGCCGGUGGAGUAGGAAUGAUUAUCUUUAACUCUGAGGAAUAUGGUUAUAGUACGCGUGCAGAAACUCAUGUUCUUCCAACAGUUCAUAUAACUUACGCUGAUCGCAAAAAAUUAAUCGCGUAUGUCAACUCGACAAGUUCACCAAUGGCUGCAAUUUCAUUCAAAGGUACGAUAAUUGGAGAUGAACACGCUCCUCAAGUUGCUUAUUUUUCUUCCAGGGGUCCAAGCCAAGCCAGCCCUGGAAUUUUGAAGCCAGAUAUAAUUGGUCCCGGAGUAAACAUUCUGGCUGCCUGGUACAAAUCCGUGGAAAAUAUAACCAAUACCAAAUCCACUUUCAAUGUAAUCUCAGGGACUUCGAUGUCUUGUCCUCAUCUGAGCGGUGUAGCUGCAUUGCUCAAAAGUGCACAUCCUGAUUGGUCUCCGGCUGCCAUUAAGUCCGCGAUAAUGACCACGGCUGAUCUGGUGAACAUCGCGAAGAAUCCCAUCGAGGAUGAAAGGCAACUUCCAGCUGAUGUUUUCGCGAUCGGGUCAGGCCAUGUCAACCCUUCUAGAGCAAACAAACCAGGCCUGAUUUAUGACAUUUCGCCAAAAGAUUACAUCCCUUAUCUUUGCGGUUUGAAUUACUCGAACAAGGACAUUGGUGUGAUUGUGGGUCGCAAGGUGAAAUGCUCUAAAAAAUACAGCAUCACUGAAUCGCAAUUGAACUAUCCUUCAUUUGCGAUUCUCUUCGGAUCAUCAGUUCAAAAAUACACCAGGACACUUACAAAUGUUGGUGAGGCUAAUUCAGUUUACACUGCUAAGGUUGAUGCUCUAGAAGGUGUCAAAAUCACAGUGAAUCCAAAUACUCUGAAAUUUUCAAAGAUCAAUCAGAAGUUAACAUAUGAAAUCACUUUUACCAAAUUAUCAUCAACAUCUACAAACACCCGCAUGUCACAAGGAUCUGUGGCUUGGAUUUCUUCCAAGUACAUUGUUCGUAGCCCGAUUGCAGCAAUUUUUGGAAGUGUUUCUAGGGUGACGGGGACAUAAAGUAAGGUUAUUUAGGGACUAGCUAGUAUCCCCUCCAUCCGAAUAUUAAACCGUGAAUUUUAUCCAGUGUACUCGUUUUUUAAGGACGGAAAUAUUAAUUUAUGUGUUUUUGAUAAUGCUAUUUUUGUUUAGUGCAUAGCUGCAAUUUUGGAACCCACAGAGCCAGAGAUAUUUGUUUUUCAGUCAUCAGGGAUGCGUUUACGGGAACACUCUGUUCAAAGGAGAAUAAUGUAUUCGAUUACAUAUCCAUGUAUGUCUUAUAAUAUACUGAGAUAUUUAGAAUGUUGACGGCAG
Oldenlandia corymbosa var. corymbosa is the source of this 2760-nucleotide messenger RNA. NCBI's taxonomy places the organism in Eukaryota, Viridiplantae, Streptophyta, Magnoliopsida, Gentianales, Rubiaceae. The record is from the annotation of a GenBank genome assembly.